Messenger RNA from Owenia fusiformis, 3327 nucleotides. The record is from the annotation of a GenBank genome assembly. NCBI's taxonomy places the organism in Eukaryota, Metazoa, Annelida, Polychaeta, Sabellida, Oweniidae.
GCGGCAUUCAAAGGUCAGAUUACUUUUUCUGUAGAAGACAGCUGAUAAGUUGAAUCUGUCAAAAUGGGCUAAUAAACAACACUUGGACAUCCUAACUAAUAUAAAAUGUGAGGAAUAGUAUACAUCCGAACGUCUCAAGAUGUCAUUAGCCCCACCUAAGGAUUUUCACGUGAAUAAAAGGCACAAGAAAAAGAGGGAGAACCGUAAGUCUGUUGGUGAUGAGCUUGAGACAGUUGAAGGCGACCAUGUUGCUGAGACAGAUAGAGAUGAGAACAAGAGACGACGUACACUGCUCAUGCAGAAAUCUGGCAACUCAUGGGGGUUUACACUACAGACUUAUGUGAUCCAUCAUAAAUCUAGUAAUCAAAAUGAGGUCCUAACCUAUGUGGACUAUGUUGACCUGGAGGGACCAGCAUUCCUAGCUGGACUCAGAAGAGGAGAUGUUAUCCUUGCCAUCAAUGGGAAAAGCACAGGAGGCUGGAACCAUAAACAACUGGUUAAGUUUGUGAAACGUUGUGGAAAUACACUCAGGAUGGUUGUUCUGUUUGAGGAUUGUUGCAGGAAAAUAGAUGCUCAUUCGAGGUACAUGAAAUUGAGGAAAGUGCUGAAUGAAAAGAUCAAAGAAUAUCGGGAACUUGAGAUGAAAGAACAAAGCAUACUGAUGGGAUCGCCUGAAGACGUGAACUUACGGGAUUUCAAGAGUGACGUGAGCAGCCUAACCUCCCUAGAUACUCUUGAUAUGAGUUUCCUGGCAUUAGAUGAUCCUGCCAGGGCAAGCUUCCGCAGUGACAUAAGUUUUGCCUCCAGCUAUAACCCAAGUAUGCGCUACUCUGCAUCAAGUUUCAAUUCAGACUUUCGUUAUUCUGGAUAUUUUGAUGCUUCGCCAACUUCUUCAUCUCGCUUAAGUCCAGACAGUAUUAGUCCUCACUCAGGAUCAGCCAAUAGCUUAUUUUCACCCACAAGCCCACCUCUUUCAGCAAGUUUUCAUGAGGGAGACGUGAUUCAUGAAGGUAAGACAUGGAAAAAAGGACAUCAUCGUCAGUCUAGUCGUAGUUUAGAUUCACAGAUAGUUGGAGCCUGUAGUCUUGAUCAGUUGUCCCCUCCAAUACAACAUCCUGAUUUCUCUCCUACUCUAAGAAGAGCAGCUUCUUCAGAGCAGCAGCUUGAUUCAAAACGAGGUCGACCAUCUAGUUUCCCUAUAGUCUCAUAUUCCCCAUAUAACACCCAGAACAUAAAAUUUCAAGGUCAAGGAGUUGGGGCCACAAAGAAAAAGAAAAUGGCCCCCAAGGCACCAAGUUUGAGUGCUCUAAGUGACAUUCCGGCAAUAAGUAGAAUAAAAAGACUAGAGUCCCAUGCUAAGGUGAUGUCAGUCCCAGACCUCUCUGAACCUCAUAAUAAACAUAUUAAAAGUGUCAAAUCUGAUGAAGACUUCAAGAAUGAUGCAUCAUCAAUGACUGAUUCAAUUGCUGGGUCAUCCACGUUUGAAAACAUGAAAGAGUUAAGUGACUCCAUGUCAAAUCUAGCUGAAUUUGGCAUUGAAUCUGAAACUGAGUGCCCUACAGAAAAUAUACAAGAGAUCACUGCAGAUGUUCAUAUCCCCCCAAAAAUAAUAGUGACUAAAGAUAGUGAUUCUUUAAUUGAAGCUCAAGUCAACUCAAAAACUGAAAACAUACAGGUUAAUACUCUCAAAGUUGCUGAGGCAACCAUUAGUGAAUCAACGACAGAUGAACAAACAAGGAGCAUAUCUCCAAUUCUCUUCAAUACUCCAGCUGUGAAGAUAGAAUCAUUUCACAAGGGACAUGAAGUCUAUAAAACAAGCCUCACAAAUAUUGCAGUAGAUAUUGAUAUUGAUGAAAGUAAAAGUGGAGAGAUCAUCGAGUCUGAUGAUGAUGAAGAUGUGUUUGAGGAUUAUUAUUAUAACACAGAUUCAGAUGAUGAAUUGUCUGAAUCGGAUGGCAAAAUAUCAGAUGUAAAUAUGAACAAUGAGACGGAAUGUAAGAAUAUAUCAGCUGGCCCAUGUUUAGCUGAGUCUCAAAGCACUGAAAGCCCAGAUUCCAAAAUGAUUGAAAAUAAUGGCAAUAAUGAUAUUACUACCCAAGAGGAGUCAGAAAAAGUGCCUGUUAUGACAACUGCUGAUGCAACCCCUAUACAUCUUGAUCAGAUAGAACUAACCAUAGACCCCAAUAGUGUAGAUAGUGACACUGAUGUGCAAUUAAGUGCUGUGCAGUUACAAAAAGAUGAUGUGCAAUCAGUCAAUGAACAAAAUGCAGUUGAGAACCACAGUGGCCAUAUAGUUCAAAAACAUAAGGAGUAUACUUCACCUAGCAUUGAGAAUACAGAACAAAACUCAAGUUCUGACAUUGAUAGAAAUGAAGACCCACCUAUUGACAUAGAUUCAGUGCAACUAGUAAUCAAAGAUGAUAAACUACAAAGUGAUUCCAAGGAAGUAAACAAUUCAGGAAAGUUACCAAGUGUUCUUGGUCCAAGGGUAUCCAACACAAGCUCAGGAUAUGGCUCAAUUAGCAAUGGUGAGAUGGUAUCUCCACCUUGUUCCCCCAUUCCACUUGAGGAUUCCAUGAUUUCUGAAAUGGACAUACGCAGCCUUUCAUCAAGCAGUCCUGUGGAGGCAAAAACAGACAUUAAAUUCAAGAAUUCAAAGUUAGAGAAAAUUCACGAAGGUUUUGAAAAUGAUAAUGUUAUUAUUGAGCCAACAGAUGUUAAUGUUGAGCACACAUCUGCUCAAAAUGGAACACCUGUAACACAAAUGAAUGAAAAUAAUUUUGUGAGGGAUAAGCUGUCUCCAAAACCAUCAAUGGAAAACUCAGUUGCAGGAUUAUUCUCUAGAUUUACAGGGAAAAUACCAUUUUCCAACAAUGACAAUGAUCUUGACUUUGGAAUAGCGGAGUCAGUUAUUGGAAAUAGCUCAUUUUUCAUUCCACUGCCUUUAAGCGAAUCCUCCCACCCCCAUAGGCCAGAAUGUUGGCUAGGGGCUGAGACAGAUGAUGCGUCACAACCGAGUGUCUUAACGUACAUAGACAAGAUGCAAGCUCAAAACAUUCAACAUUAUGUGAAUGAAACAGAUGAAGUUACUUAUCUAUGAUGUUUCUGCAUCACAUUUGAUUGUGUCACAAAACGUAUAUGCAGUACUUGCUAUACCUGUACAUUUUAAUAAUCAAUGCAAUAACAGAAUACUUAAUUAAGUAUAUGGCUGUAGCAGUGGUAGUAUUUAUGACUGUCACAAUGAAAAAUAGAAUAUGUAUCAUUUAUAUGGUAAAACCUGUCAAAAGGGAACACUUGUUAAAAAUGUUCAAACUGAGUUAAUUAAGU